AUGGGUAGAAAGCGUUCAUAUAACUCCGAUAUCAGUAGUGAUCCAAAGCCACUUGCAAAGUGGAGGCAAGUUGAGAUAUUGCUCGAGCCUCCGCCUAACGGAUAUGACAACAUAUUCCGGGAAUGGCUGGACAAAUGGCGAGAGUACAACAGUGAUAGCCCUGUCAGCGGCGAGAUUAUUUGUGCUAUUGCAAAUGCUCGGCUUGCCAUCGCUGCUCUUGUUGAAGAGGUCAACACGCGUACAGAAGAUGAUAAGCUGGACGAGAAGAAGCGUAAAACUGCUGAACAGGAUCAUGGCUACCUCAAGCAGGUCGAGGAAGCUGACAACCAGCGCCAGUUACCUGUGAACAAGACUAAUACACUGAAGCACCUCAUCUCAGCCAGUCUUAAUGCUCUCGAGAGCGUCGACAAAUUGGUGGAUCCUGAAAGCUACUACGGGCCAAUGCCAUUUGAUCUUGUCGAAAGACUCGAAGCCAGAGCAAACACAUAUGGUGGAUUCAAUUAUGCUGGCUCAGACUGGCCUAUGCCACUGAUUACUAUCGACAAGGCUAUGGAUGGGCAAUAUUCGGGGCAGCAGGAAAUGUUGCUUUCUACAAAUGAAAACUUGCCCAGCGCUAGGAUUCCGCUGGAUUAUGAUCACUAUUCAGAUCUCUCAGAGAGGCACUUUAAGAUAUGCACCACCUUCAACAAGCUCUGGCUUGCCAAUGUCAUCGAUAGGAAGCUGUACGCAGAGAAAACGUAUAGCGAUGUCAUGAAGGCGAAAGAUAAUUAUGACAGGGUGUGGAUGGAGAACGACAUGAAGAUUUUAGAGGCCAUGGAAGCAGUAGAAGAUGGAUAUAGCACCUGA
This is a messenger RNA of Linderina pennispora, 846 nucleotides long. RefSeq lists its product as uncharacterized. The transcript has 5 exons. The record is from RefSeq and is a predicted model, not a curated record. NCBI's taxonomy places the organism in Eukaryota, Fungi, Kickxellomycota, Kickxellomycetes, Kickxellales, Kickxellaceae. The coding region runs from base 1 to 846 and encodes 281 amino acids.